This is a messenger RNA of Kalmanozyma brasiliensis GHG001, 2274 nucleotides long. RefSeq names its product Glycoside hydrolase, superfamily. The transcript has a single exon. The record is from RefSeq and is a predicted model, not a curated record. The coding region runs from base 1 to 2274 and encodes 757 amino acids. NCBI's taxonomy places the organism in Eukaryota, Fungi, Basidiomycota, Ustilaginomycetes, Ustilaginales.
AUGCCAUCAUCUCUCACAUCGGCGCUCGUCGCCCUCUUUGCCUCGGCGCUCGCGAUAGCACCCACCACUCUGGCGCAAGCCACCCUCAACCCAGCGGCCAGCGUCGCAAAUGCUGGCUCCGUCGUCUCCAACACCAUCAACCCCUCCUUUGCUGGCUUCGGCAUCGAGCCAACAGAUCUCUACGUCUUCACCGGCACAACUUCCCCUAAUCAGCUCACCUUCAACCUUCUCUCCAACCUCGCCAACUACACGGGCGCUCCACCCCACAUUCGAAUCGGUGGAAAUGCUGGCGACACCAUGCUCUUCGAUAGCUCUGUCACCAGCUACACCUUCCAGCAAAACCCUAAUCCUGUCGGUCAGGGCAACGCAAGGCCUUCCGACUACUAUCUCUUCGGUCCCAACUACUUCAGAGUCAUGGAUUACUUCCCCGCAGGCACUCCCGUCACCUAUGGCCUCAACCUCGCUUACCAAGGUUCCGACGCUCUCGAACGCAUCGUCGAGCAGGCCGCCGCCGCCUUCGACUACAUUGGCACCGAUGACAACAACGGCGCCAAGCUCUACAGUCUCGAGAUUGGAAACGAGCCAGAUCUGUACAUCGAUCUCGGUUACCGUUCCCAGAGUUGGAGCCCCACCGACUUUGGUAACGAGUGGGCCUCCCGUGCUGAGGCCGUCUACAACCAGACCUUGAAGUCGCGCGGUAUAGCCUCCAACUUCUUCGAGGUAGCUGCCACUGCCACCACUGCCUCCAAGAAUGGCCAGCCUUUCCGUAUCGCCAACCUCGUCGGCAACACGCAAGGUGUCGCCGCCGACAAUGGUAUCUAUGUCGCCGGCUGGAAUCAGCACGACUACUUCUACUACAUCGGCGUCUCCCCCUUCAACCUCACCCUUUCCUACCUUCUCGAUCUCUCUCAGACCGUCAGCCAAUUCCGUGAAUGGGCCGGCCAGGUUGGUCAAGCCCAGGUUACGGGCAAGCCCUACUACCUUCGAGAGAUGGGAAGCGUCGGUCCCAACGGCCUUCCCGGCAUCAGCGAGACCUUUGGAAACGCCCUCUGGACCUUCAACUUCUUUUUCUAUGCUGCCAGCAUCCAGGUCGACAGUGUCCAGAUGCACAUCACCCAAUACUCGCAGGCUGCACCCUGGCAAAACACCUACAUGAACGGCAUGGGUCCCCACGUCCGACCCACCUACUACGCUUGGGCCGCGUGGGCCCAGAUCGUCGGCCCUACCUGCAACACCCGGAUUGCUCCUAUCUCCAUUGGCAAUCAGCCUAGCUCGUACAACAACCGUCUCGGUGCCUACGCCGUCUACCGCGGCACCACCCUCACCUCGGUCGUCAUGAUCAACACCCAGCUUUACUACUCGUACACGGGCAACCCGAGCUACCAGAACUUUGCGCUCAGCUUGCCAUCUCUUGCUGGCCAGACCGUCUACGUCUCCACGAUGUACGCUGAUGGAGUCGACUCGACCUCCAAUGUGCAGUGGAACGGCAUCAGCUACGAGCCAAGCAACGCUGGUGGACAGCCCACCGGUCAGCCUCGCACCGUCAACAGCACUCAGGCCACCAUGACGGUCGGAUCGGACGGCUCCCUCACUGUUCCCGUUCGCGACAGUCAGGUCGUGGUCAUUAGCACCGUCCAACUCGGCAGAGAAUCUGUCAACACGCAGAACUGCCAAAAUCUGGCAAGCACUGGAACGAGCGGUGGCGGCGGCGGCACCUCCACCGGUUCGGGCGGCGGAAGUGCGGCUCCUACUUUCAAGUCCACCACUGGUUUCAAGUCGGACAUGCCCCUCAGCAUGACCGCCAUCAUUGCGAUUGCUGCCGGUGGCGGUGCCUUCCUGCUGAUUCUGCUCGGCCUCUUCAUCUGGUGCUGCGUGCGUUCGUGCAGGAAGAGCAAGGCUCGCAAGGCACGUAAUGCCGCUCUCAUGAAGCCGCCCGCUCGCCACGACGACCACCCCUUGCUCGAUAGCAAUCACCCGGAUGACAGCAAUGUCUCGUAUCCUGCCUACCAGCGUUCGCCAGCGGCCCGACAUGGUUGGGACAGCCCCAUGACCAGCAACAGUCACAACCAUCAAGUGCAUCCCUCGCAGUCCUAUGCGCAGAUGACACCAGCGUUCGACUAUCAACCCGUUUCGUAUCAAUACAACUACCAGUCGCAGUCUUAUGGCCAUGCUCCUCCCACGCAUUCGGUCCCUCCCCAGCCGAUGCAUCAUCAAUACCUCCAGAAUCCGUACGCACAUCCACCACCGGGUAGCGCCUAUGGUCGCGCCCAAUGA